Mytilus californianus (California mussel) is the source of this 5500-nucleotide messenger RNA. Its product is annotated as protocadherin Fat 3-like. Gene Ontology annotation, molecular function: cadherin binding; calcium ion binding. The record is from RefSeq and is a predicted model, not a curated record. Gene Ontology annotation, cellular component: plasma membrane; catenin complex. Lineage: Eukaryota; Metazoa; Mollusca; Bivalvia; Mytilida; Mytilidae. The transcript is spliced from 23 exons. The coding region runs from base 1 to 4497 and encodes 1498 amino acids. Gene Ontology annotation, biological process: homophilic cell-cell adhesion.
AUGCUUGGAUCCGUGUCACUUGACUAUCAGAAAGAACAGGAAGUACACGAAGCUCUUGAGUUAUCAGUGAGUGGUGCUGCUUUUGACAUACAGAUUAUCAUUAAGGUGCGAGAUGUAAAUAACAAAGAUCCUGUGUUUGUAGGAGCACCGUAUCACUUCGUAACUGUACAAUCUGCUUAUACAGGUGUAAUAGUCGGUGCUGUUACUGCUUUCGAUCCUGAUACGCAUGCAAAUUUAACUUACGAAAUAAUUCCAAGUGAUAAAUUAUCGAUCAAUAACAAUGGGGUUAUUUCAGUUCAUAAUAUUUUCAAUCCGAAUACUACUAUUCAUAAUGCAAAAGUUAUCGUUAGAGAUGGAAUAAAUAGCGUCAAUGAGGAUAUCGUUAUUGAUAUUCGCCAAGCAACUAAUACUGAUCAAGAACCCAAGAAUUUCAAUGGAACAAUUGCUGAAAAUGAAGGGUCUCUGACAGUUAUUGUAACUGUUAAUGUACCCGAGUAUGAAAGGUAUCGAUUUGCCGACCAAUCAGAUAAAAAAGAUUUCACUAUCGAAUCUGAAACGGGAGUAAUAAGAAGCGCAAGAUCAUUUGACAGGGAGAAGGAGCAGGAAUUCAAACUUACAAUAGUAGCUAACAAAAAAAACGAAGCAACGUGUUCUCUAGCGGUAAUUGGCGUGGUGACAAUUUUAAUAACUGAUGUGAACGAUGAAUCUCCUAUAUUUAUUGGUGCUCCUUACAACGCUACGGUUGUAGAAGAGGAACCGGGUAAAGAACUGUUGGUUGUUCCUGGCCUGUCAACUACUGAUAAUGAUCUUGACCCGACUGUCAUUUAUAGCCUUCAAACACAUGAAGAUAAAUUUGUUAUUGAUCCAACCAAAGGCACUAUCAGAACAAACGUCAACAUUGACAGGGAGCUUUACCAGUUGCUUGAUAUCAUAGUGAAUGCAUAUGAUGGAGUUCACAACACCAAUACUACAGUAACCGUAAAAAUAAUUGAUAUUAAUGACCAUGCUCCUUUAUUCACAGGUCCCAAAAGUUUCACUGUAAAAGAAGAUUCUUCAGUUGCAAAAAGUGUAGGAAACUUAACUGCAAAUGAUACUGACGAAGGUAAAAAUGCAAAAAUAACAUUUGACCUCGUAAGUGAUGGCGGAUAUUUUCGAAUAAAUCAAACAACGGGAAACAUACUUGUUGCUAGACAACUGGAUCGCGAGACUGUCGAAACUCAUUACGUGACUGUGUAUGUACGUGACAAUGGUGACAACAUCCUAUCUGCCACUGCAACAGUAACUUUAAAAAUUGAUGAUGUAAACGACAACCCACCAGUGUUUGAACAUGACCAGUUAACAGUUGAAUUUGAUGAAAAUAAAACUUGCGAAAAUGUUAUCACAAAACUUUAUGCAUAUGACAUAGACAAACCUAAUACGUCAAACAGUCAGAUAAUAUAUUCUUUAAAAAGAUAUUUCAACGAAGAACGAGUUGUUGAAGUGAUUAAGGUCAUUGACUUGGAUUCAGGAAAUAAUGCAAAAAUCCAUUUUGAAAUAGGUGGUACAGCAGCAAAUUUCCUUAAAAUUGACCAAAAUGGUGGAAUAUUACGUACAGAAAGAUUGGCAAAUCCAGAUGACGGUGAUUACAGCUUAACUAUAAAAAUUACAGAUUAUGGUAUUCCAAGUUUGACUAACACAGCUUCCAUGACAGUCAGAGUGCAAAAACAUUCCCAAGAACAGUCUCUUAAAUUUAUUCAGCAAGAAAUAAAUAUGACAGUUGUGGAGAACAGUGCACACAAUUUGCCCUUAAAAUCCGUAUCAAAAUACGUAGAUAAUCCAGACAAUCAAUCUUUAAAAUAUGAAAUUAUUGAUAAGAGUGAGGACCUUUCGUUUUUUGUAAAUGAAUUAGAUGGGAAAGUUAUCUUAAUCAAAGACAUUGACAGAGAACUGAAAGAAGUCCACGAAUUUGUUAUUCGUGUGAGACAUACAAAUAAUGCAGACAACAGUGAUCUAGCUUUAGUAAGAGUCUGGGUUCUCGACGAAAAUGAUAACGCACCAUUAUUCGCCUCAAAGGCCUAUUAUUUCAGAAUGAACGAAAAUAAACAAGAAGGAACUGUCGUGUCUCAAAUAACUGCAGCCGAUGCCGACAUUGAGAAAAACGCUGAUAUUGAAUUCACAUUAUCCGGAGAGAGUUGCCAAGAUGCCUUUUCUCUUAAUAACGAAGGAGACGGAAAAGCAUCGAUACAAUUGCGGAUAGAAGUGGAUUAUGAGGUACAACAUACUUGUACUUUCGAUGUCAAGGCUUAUAACCCAAACAAGGUGAUGAUGUGGUCCAAUGCUUCCGUUGUUAUCAUUAUAGAAGAUUAUAAUGACAACAAACCUGAGUUUAUUGGAUCUACCAGUAAUAAGUAUACAGUUAAAAUACCUGAGGAUACGAACAUCAACAAUCAUCUUCCAUCAUUUGGUCAGGUGCACGAUAAAGAUAGCAGAGAGAACAACGACAUAGAAUUGACUGUAGUCAAUGAUGAUUGUUGGUUUACUGUUAAUAUAGUAAACACUGAGAUGUUUUUAAAGGUCAAGCCAAACAUUACACUGGAUUAUGAUAAAGGUGUUGUACAAAAUGAAUGUACUCUCAUUGCGUCGGACAAAGGUGUACCUAAACUGUCGUCUACAGCCACUCUGAACAUUAGUAUAACUGAUGUUAAUGAUAAUUCACCUGUACUAUCUAACCCUGGCAUCACCAUAAAUGUAUCACGUGAUGCUGAGCCCGGAACCAUUAUUGUUGACAAAAUACCUGCUACAGACAUCGAUUCAGGUGUAAACGCAAUGUUGGUUUAUAGGAUAGAAUCAUCUGAACAUAGUUCAAGGUUUGCAAUUGAUGCUUACACAGGUAAAAUUACCGUAAAUACUGUACUUCAGAGUGUUCAGAAAGACGACAUUAUGCUCAGUGUUAUUGUUUCUGACAAAGGUUCACCUCAAAGAUCAACUAGAGCACAGGUGACAAUCAAAAUUAAGGAUGAUAACCCACGACCCUUUUUCGUUGAUCAAUCAAUGAGUGUAAAUAUUCAGGAACAUACCAAUAUCGAUGACGGAAUAUUGGGAGUAGUUAAAGCACGUGACAGGAGAGAUGGCGGUGAGAUAAACAUUUGCAAUUGUACUUAUUUACUAGACACAAAAAGAGAUGACAUAAUUAUUGUAAAAGAGACAGGAGUUAUUAAGUUCAGAAAUAGUAAUCACACACUUGAUCGAGAAAAUGAAUAUGGUGGACAAGUUAUUGUUGGUGUAAUAGCAACCGAUAAAGCAGAACACCCUAAAAAUUCCUCAACAAUGGAGUUCAAAAUCAAGAUUACAGAUAUUAACGAUCAGGUUCCAGUCUUUAACCAGAUAAAUUACGCAUUUGGCAUAUUUCAGUAUGCGCCUGAUGAAACCUAUAUAGGAGAGGUGAAUGCAGUUGACCUAGACGAGAAUCCUGAAACACAUUAUUUUAUCAACAUAACGGAAAGCAGUGUUGGUUCAGUUGUUAAAAUAGAUAAAUUAACAGGAAAAAUAGUCAAGUCUGGAAACAUGUCACUUAGUAGUGCACAAAACGUACAAAUAAAGGGAAAUGUGUUUGCUCAGGAUGGAAAAGAUGAAAAGAAGUCGCCUAGCCAUGCUGAAAUCAUAAUAACAAUUCAAUUUGAUGACAAAAAUAAUCAUACGCCUGUCUUUGAAAAAAGUUUGUAUGAACCAAAUAUUGACUGGAAUUCACCAGCUGGUUUUAAGAUCGAAGACGUAAUUGCAACAGAUGAUGAUGACGGAAAAGAAGGGAAAGUUACAUUAUCCAUUAUAGAUGGAAACACAAGAGAGUUCUUUUCGAUAAACGGAAAAGGUGAAGUGCAUUUAAGAUAUCAACUAGAUUCCUCUAUAGGAAAAGACCCUACAGAAAUAGUUACCUUGAUCGUAAAAGCUGAGGAUAGUGGAAUUAUUCCAAAGAACAGUAAUGCCACUGUCAAAAUACGGAUUACUGGCAAAAACCCGGGGACUUGUAUACAAGGAGCAGAACAUUCUAAGCAAUUGCUAAAUAUAGAGAAUGAACGUGACAGCUGGUCUUAUGCUUUGUAUGGACUCGUAGCAGCAUUGUGUUUGGCAAUAUUGCUGUCUUUUACAUUUCUAUACAAGUGGCGGACAUCUCCAGUGUCUGAAACAACUCCUCCAACCGGGAAAAUGAAAUAUUUUGACAACCCUAUUCCUUAUGAUCAUCUGAGGAAACGACAGCCUGUAGAAUAUUCGCAUUCAAAUGAAUCGUUUGAUCCCCCAAGUAGAAACUUUGAUUUCCCAGACGACACAGACCAGUAUCAAAGAGUUACAGAGCCUGAAGGAGAAGCAAGUUUUAGGAGACCACCCGAUAAUAAACCUUUACACACUUCAAGGCCGUUAUCUUUUGACGAACCAACACCAGAUUACCCUGUUUACGAAUUUGAAGGAAAAGACCCCAAACCUGCCAUCCCGUCUACAAGUAGAACAUCCGAAAACUGUUGAAAAUUUUAUAUAUAUUUCAAAUUUCCUGUCUUAAAUACCUUCAUCACACAAAUCAUCUCAUUUCAGAAUUUUUUAGAAUUGGUAAUUUGAUUUCCAAUUCUAUUUGACUAUUGUAUUUACGUCGAUCUUGAUUGUUUAUAUCAAAUUGUUUCCAGUUUGCAGUUCUUAUCAUGAAUAGUAUUGAUGUAUGUGAUAUGGUGACCAUUGCAGGCACACAAUCUAAAUGUAUUUAAACAUGCAUGGUAAAUGUGUUUAUAACCUUCAUUCAAUUAAAGUAUUGCAUUAAUUAUAAUCAUUUACAUAUUGUUCAUAUUUCAUUAUACAUUAUCUUCAGUUUGAAUUAUAUUGUUUUUACCGUUUCUGACAUGAAAUGUAUUUUACCUUUUAAAAUGAACACAAAAACGAAAAUAUUGAACAAUAAAUUGUGUAUCAUACCACAAAUCGCUUUUUUAAAUAAUGUGAUAUUAAAUGUUCUUUCCAAGUGAAUUUAUGGAUGUGUAAAAUGAUCCGUCCACUCACAAACACUAACUAACACAGAAAUAAAUGCAGGAAAAUUUUUUUGAUAUGAAGUGUCACUGAUACUAGUAUAAUAUCUUAAUCUGUAAAUAAUAUCCGCAUAUUGUGUAUAGUUUAUAUAAGUCCCUUUUGUGGAGUUGAGAAAACUUGAUUAGUACAUUAUAAUACAAAAUCUUUAGAAUGAGUUAUAUCCCCGCUUAAGAUACCCCUGCUUUGUAACGCUUGUGGUAUAUAUUGAUGGGAGAGUCCGUCCUACUGCAAGUACGUUCCUGCUUUUGGUCUUUGUUUUAAUUCUUCUGUCUAACUUUGGCUUUUGUUUUUAGCUCACCUGACCUGAUGGGCCAAGUGAUUCAGGCCAGGUGAGCUUUUCUCAUCACUUGGCGUCCGUCGUCUGUCGUCGUCCGUUAACUUUUACAAAAAUCUUCUCCUCUGCAACUACUAGGCCAAAUUUAACGAAACUUGGCCACAAUCAUGAGUGGGGUAUCUA